GGCGUCUCCGGAACCGCAAAACCGAGCCGGGGACCCCGGAAUCGACCCCGAGACCCCCGAACCGAUCCCGAACCCCGGCAUGGACCCGGACCCGGAGCGGGACCCGAAUCCCGGAGCCGCCACCGACCCCGCACCGGCACCGGCAGCGGCAGCGGGGGGAAAGCGGCGGCGGUUCACGGUUCGGCAGGAGGGUCCCGAAGAAUCCCCGGUCCCGUCGCUGUUCAGAGCCUCCUCCGCGCCCCCUCCGGGCCCGGUGCCGGUUCCGAUCCCGCCCGGUCCCGGUUCUUACGCUGAGUUCGUGGUGAGGGGCUCGGGGGGAACCGGGAAGGACCGGGAGCAGAACCGGGACCAGAACCGGGACCAGAACCGGGAGCAGAACCAGGACCAGAACCGGGACCAGAACCAGAACCGGGACCGGGAUCCCGGACCCACCGGAGCCGCCCCCUCGGGAGCCCUCCCGGGACCUCCGGGACCCCUCCCGACCCCCGGGGACCGGGACCAGAACCGGGACCAGAACCGGGACCGGGACCAGAACCGGGACCGGGCUGAGCCCCGGGAGGUUCCGGCCCUGCCCGCCAUCAAACCGGGCACCAAGAGCAGCAGCAUCAUCGUCAGCCCGCGGCAGCGCGGCAACCCCGUGCUCCGGUUCAUCCGAAACGUCCCCUGGGAGUUCGGGGACGUCGGCCCCGACUUCGUCCUGGGCACCUCCAGCUGCGCCCUCUUCCUCAGCCUGCGCUAUCACCACCUGCACCCCGGGUACAUCCACGAGCGGCUGCGGGCGCUGGGGCGGAGCUUCGGCCUCCAGGUGCUGCUGCUGCAGGUGGACGUGCGUGACCCCCAGCAGUCGCUCAAGGACCUGGCCAAGGUUUGUCUGCUCACGGACUGCACGCUGCUGCUGGCCUGGAGCCCGGAGGAGGCCGGCCGUUACCUGGAGACGUUCAAGUCCUACGAGCAGAAGCCGCCGGAUCUGCUGAAGGAGCGCGUGGAGCAGGACUUCCUGUCCCGGGUGACCGACUGCCUGACCAGCGUCAAAUCCGUCAACAGGACGGACGCGCUGAGCCUGCUGGGGACCUUCGGGUCGCUGGCGGCCGUGGCGGGGGCGUCGCGGGAGGAUCUGUCCCUGUGUCCUGGCGUGGGGCCACAGAAGGCCAAGCGUUUGUUCGAUGUCCUGCACGAGCCGUUCGUCAAGGCGCCGCGAUGAGCCCCAAAACCUUCAAAAAUCACCCCAAAAAUCCCACAAAAAUCACCCCAAAAACCCUCCCAAAAAUCUCCCAAAAUUACCCCAAAAAUUCCCGAAAAAAAUCCCCCCAAAUACCCCCCAAAAUCCUCAAAAAUCCCACAAAAAAUCACCCCAAAACUCCACAAAAAUCCAAAACACAAUCUCCCAAAAAUCCCCCCAAAAAAUCUCCCAAAAUCCUCAAAAAUCUCCCCAAAAAACACUCCAAAAAUUCUCGAAAAAAUCCCCCUGAAUACCCCCCAAAAUCCUCAAAAAUCUCCCCAAAAAUCCUCCAAAAUCCCCCAAAAACCCAACCCCUCCCCAAAACCCCCCAAAAUCUCC
Zonotrichia leucophrys gambelii is the source of this 1558-nucleotide messenger RNA. RefSeq names its product ERCC excision repair 1, endonuclease non-catalytic subunit (gene ERCC1). Lineage: Eukaryota; Metazoa; Chordata; Aves; Passeriformes; Passerellidae. The transcript is spliced from 9 exons. Gene Ontology annotation, biological process: UV-damage excision repair; mitotic recombination. Gene Ontology annotation, molecular function: single-stranded DNA binding; damaged DNA binding. The record is from RefSeq and is a predicted model, not a curated record. Gene Ontology annotation, cellular component: nucleotide-excision repair factor 1 complex; ERCC4-ERCC1 complex; nucleus. The coding region runs from base 80 to 1201 and encodes 373 amino acids.